Patiria miniata (bat star) is the source of this 2111-nucleotide messenger RNA. Its product is annotated as E3 ubiquitin-protein ligase MYLIP-like. The record is from RefSeq and is a predicted model, not a curated record. Gene Ontology annotation, biological process: ubiquitin-dependent protein catabolic process. Gene Ontology annotation, molecular function: ubiquitin-protein transferase activity. The transcript has 8 exons. NCBI's taxonomy places the organism in Eukaryota, Metazoa, Echinodermata, Asteroidea, Valvatida, Asterinidae. The coding region runs from base 160 to 1632 and encodes 490 amino acids. Gene Ontology annotation, cellular component: cytoskeleton.
UUACUAAUAUAGGAUCUGACUAAGAUUAGAUAUGAUGUACAAAAAGGUACAAAUGAGGACUGUGGAAAACUCGUAAAACAACGGCAGUUCCAGCUGUUUCCUGAUAACAAAUGACAUUUUAUUAGUCGUCUGCAUUGUUGGGUAUAGCGAUGAGUAACCAUGUGGUGUUUCAUAAGCGAGUCUCCGUACAUUGUCAGGGAGUAUCACCUACCGAAACAUUCUCAUGGACAAAUUUUGAUGGACAAGGUAUGUGAUGAUGUGGGGUUGAUUGAGAGGGAGUAUUUCGGUCUUCGUUACCGUUCUAAGAAUGGUGAGUUACUCUGGCUGAACCUGCGCAAUCCUCUCAACCUACAGCUCAAUACUAAGCCACCGCAUCGACUCAGUCUUCAGGUCAAGUUCUUUGUCUCGCCUCAGGAGCUCCAACAGACAAUCAGCAGGCAUGUGUACUAUAUGACACUGAAGAAUCGACUGCUACAGAGUCAUUACAAAGUAGAUGAUUCUGAGAGGCUUGAGCUGUGUGUCCUAAUGGCACAGGCAGAGUUAGGCAACGAUGACGUCAUCAUGGAUUCACAGUAUCAGUGCAUCUUGCCUGAACUGAGCGAGCACAAACUCCUCCAAGUCAAGGAGACCCACAAGAAUGCUGAGACGGAGCUGACCAAGUCGCAAUCGGAGAUUCAGUUCAUCAAUAAGAUCAGCAAGUUGCCAGGGUACGGCGUGGAGUACUUUGCCGCCGAGACCAUGGACCGGACCAAGGUGGUGAUUGGGGUUCACAGCGGAGGGCUGCAGAUACUCAGCCAAGAGAGAGAAAUCAUCAACAAUAUCAAGUUUGAGGAUAUCAGCAAAGUCUCCUAUCAUCAGAACCGUUUCUCCGUUCACUUCUACUCUCCCUCAGAGGAGGUGAAUGAGGAUGACGUUGUGUCCAUCCACAAGUUCCGUCUGACUUCCAGGAAGAGCGCCCAGGCCCUCUUCAGAGCCUUCACAGAGUCUCAUACAUUUUUCCGAUGUGAGAACGUUGAGCGUGUGGUACGUCAGCAACAUUCCCACACUGGUUGGGGCUCACUCCUAGCUCUCUUCCGACCUCACACCAAUUAUGGCAAGAUCUAUCGGUUUGACAUCACCAAGACACGCCGACAGACGUACGACAACGCCUGGCACUACCUCCAUCAUGAUAGCAGUCCACCGCCGCAACGCUUCUCAGUGGAGCUGGAUACUCAUCUUGCCAACCACCAGCCUUACUCCACCCAGACCCUGCGCAGUACCCACUCUCAGGAGAUCAUGCUGAGCCGCCAACCCUCAAGAGCCAGCGAGCUCAGAUUGCUGCCGAUCAAAUCCCACAGGGAGGUGAACCAUUCAAACGAUACAACACCAGAGGGGACACUCAGAAGAAAGGGAAGUAACGAUGGUCCCAGCCGACCUGAUACCACUGAGGCUGAGCUGGUCAACUCACUCCAGGAUGAACUCGCCAACAUUCGCGACUCCCACAUGUGCCAGGUCUGUCUGGAACGUGACAUGGCCACUGUCUUCUGCCCGUGUGGUCACAUGAUCUGCUGCGAGCGUUGUUCCCCCGAAUGCUUCCGCUGUCCGGUCUGUCGCGCCGACGUGGCUUACGUACAAAGAGUCUUCUUUUCCUAAGUCUCCAAUUUUUGUAUCCUUUUAUUUUUCCCUGCCAUUUUUGUUUCAGGGCCGCAUUGUGUUACGUGAGUUGGUAUGCAACGUGAAUCUAUGCAAACUGUAGAGCAGUGUUUUAGGAAAUAAAGAUUGUAGUAUAUAUUUGAUGCAGAGCAUUCAGAGAGUCGGCCUAUACUGCUUCUGUAAUGAGUCAUUAAAGUCAAUGUAUUUCUACACCACCUGAAAAGAUUUUGGAUCCAAAUUGCAUCCAGUGAAUUUGGUUAUUAUUUUCUUGUGAGGGCAAAUUAUUUGAGUGUGUUGGUCAAAAUUGCAAGCCAUGUAUUUCUGAGAAUGUAUAUUUCAUUUUUUUUUGUAAAGUUGCUAUUUGCAGAAUGAUCAAAUUUCAUGAAAUGUCAUGGGGAAUUUUGAUAUGAAAAUUGUUCGAAAUUCUUUGAAAUUUCAUGAAACUAAUUCCAACACUCAUUACAUUCAUGGCACUCUUA